AAAAAAAAAUCAUGGACGCAGACAGUCAUUCGGAGUCUGCGGCCGGCCAGGACCUGGCAUAUGGCAAUGGGCCGCAGUCGCAGAACUCCCCUGCAGCCCCGAAUGCAGGCCAUGCAAGUUUUAGAAGGCAACGCGCAUCCCGAGCUUGCGAGACUUGCCACGCUCGAAAGGUUCGAUGUGACGCUGCCAGUCUCGGUGUUCCCUGUACCAAUUGCGUGGCCUUUGCCAUCGAGUGUCGGAUUCCGACCCCUAAAAGGAAGAAAACCCAUCAAGUGAAGAAUAGAGACGGCAACGGUGACGAAUCCAACAAAGAUGCCCAGGACGACUCCUCGAGAGAAUCCCUGCCACGUGAUUCUAACGAAUACCCGGCCGCGAAUCCCAUGUCAAUUGAUGGCAUGCCGCAAACCUCCCUGACUUCUGCCCAGCAGGCUCAGGAAAACAUCAAUGCGAACACAUAUGCCCAGUUCAUGAAGCCCAAAUUCACUCGCGCCCCCAUCAAGGAGGCUGGACGCGUUGCCUAUCUCGGCGAGUCUUCCAACCUGUCGCUUCUCGUCCACGACCGCGGAAACUCCGACGUUGUCCACUACCCGCUUCCUGAGAAUGUGCGAGGCACCCGUGCCCGUCUGACUGAAUUGGAUCAUCUGGAGAUUGAAAUCCUCCAUCAACGAGGCGCAUUCUUAUUGCCUCCACGCCAGCUAUGCGAUGAACUCGUCGAGGCCUUUUUCAAAUGGGUGGCUCCAGUUGUGCCGAUCAUCAACCGGAAUCGCUUUAUGCGGCGGUAUCGCGACCCUAAGAACCCGCCGUCACUGCUCCUGUUACAGGCUAUACUGUUGGCGGGCUCUCGAGUCUGCACCAACGCGCAACUAAUGGACCAGAAUGGCUCCACGAUUCCGGCGUCUACGACUUUUUACAAGCGUGCCAAGGCCCUUUAUGAUGCCAAUUACGAAGACGAUCGAGUCACAAUUGUACAGGCUUUGGUCCUGAUGGGCUGGUACUGGGAAGGACCUGAAGAUGUAACCAAGAAUGUAUUUUACUGGAGUAGAGUUGCUAUCGUUGUGGCUCAAGGUUCCGGCAUGCACCGAAGUGUUGAGAGUUCUCAGCUCAGCAGGACAGACAAGCGACUUUGGAAGCGAAUUUGGUGGACGCUUUUUACGCGGGAUCGCUCUGUUGCAGUCGCUCUGGGGCGACCCAUCAACAUCAACAUUGACGACUCUGAUGUCGAAAUGCUGACGGAAGAAGACUUCAUCGAAGAUGAAGGCGAUACUCCUGCUGAGUACCAAGCAGACCCCGUGCAUGUGCAAUUCUUCCUCCAAUACGUCAAGCUGUGUGAGAUCAUGGGUCUAGUCUUAUCCCAACAGUACUCGGUAGCAUCCAAAUCCAGACGCACGAAUGCAAUCGACUUAACUCACUCUGACAUGGCGCUGGCGGACUGGCUCCAAAACUGUCCCAAGGAGGUGUAUUGGGAACGCUCGCGACAUCAUUUCUGGGGGGCUCUUCUCCACUCGAACUACUACACAACUCUUUGUCUAUUACACCGAGCCCACAUGCCACCAGCUUCGGCCAGUGCCAAUAGCUACCGAACGGAAGAAAUUGCCUAUCCAUCUCGAACGAUUGCAUUCCAAGCUGCUGGCAUGAUCACAUCUAUUGUGGAAAAGCUGCAGGCUCACGACGAGAUCCGUUUCACACCUGCAUUUAUCGUCUACAGUCUCUUUUCCGCCUUGAUCAUGCACGUCUAUCAAAUGCGCUCGUCAGUGCCGUCUGUCGUGGCGACGUGUCAAGAACGAAUGGGGAUCUGCAUGCGCGCACUGAAAGAUGUAUCCAAGGUGUGGCUCGUUGCGAAAAUGGUUCAUACCUUGUUCGAAUCUAUCUUGGGCAAUAAAGUCCUGGAGGAACGACUGCAAAGAGCACCGGGCAAACGCCAUCAGAAAAACCGAUCUGAGCACCACCAAAAUAACGGAGUCCAGCAACCCCCGUCCCGGAAAUCCGAUCCUCCAAAACGCAAAUUCGACGACAUGGAUCUGGGACUGCCUAAUGGCGGUCCUACACCACCAGUAUCUUACGAGCGCUCCCGUCCACAAACCCCAGCAGCCACGCCAUCACGCGACUUGCCCCCGCCAGCACAACAGGGCUUAAAUGCAAUGCAAACAUCGCCGAACAUGGUCAAAAUGCCCGAUUCCACGCAGCCAACCGGCACUUCGCGAGGCAAUACCAGGCCAACAACUCCGUUCAAUGCGCCGUUCUCGCUCCCCGCCACGCCUCCCGAUCUCUUCCUUGUCACGCGCAACUCGCCCAAUCUCUCACCGACCUUGUGGGAGAAUUUCCAGCCCGACCAGCUGUUCCCUGAUGGUACCAAUUUCUUCCCUACGCUUCCAUCGCCUCAAAACACCAUGCUCGAUCAUCAGAUGCCAACGGCCAAUGCGAUGCCCGGACACGGUAAUGUGAUCAUGAACCAACAAAUGCCGAAUCGCAGCCUCCCAGGCAAUCAUGGAAGCCCGCCCCUGGUCACUGCCAUUCCUCCCGAAAUGGGCGGAAUUCAGGGCCCGCCGCAGCAGCAGCAACAACAACAUCAUCAACCGCCGCCGCCCAACAUAUUCGGAAUUGAGCACACUCACACGCAGUCAUGGCACGGACUAGAUGCCGCACUGGCUGGAAAUGGUAUUGACGCGGCUAGUCAGGAUGAUAGCUGGAGUAACAGCUCUCGUGGCAACGGGCCGACAGCGCCGACGACCCUGAAUGUUGAAGAUUGGUUCCAGUUCUUCGGCAUCAACGGAGGCUUCGGCGACCUCGUGGCCGACCCAAUGGCUAGUUAGAUUCGUUUGAUCAGUCAUCGACACCGUACUUGCAAGACUUUUGUCUUGAUUAUAUGCAAUUUUGAUAUUUACUGGCAAAGCACAUAUGUGAUAUUUAAGUGUCAUUUAUGUGACUAUUGAAUGAAACCUCAUCCACCACCCGCAUAAAACUUCUUUGUUACUGCUUCUAUUCGGUAUAACAUGUGUAUUUACUAUUAUCUCUAUGGAUAGGAUGGAGAGGGGUAUGCAUUCAAACAGGCUCUGGAUGGUGUUUGUGACUCGUUAAUAUGGUUGGGAAGGACAACCAUGAUGAUUGUUGUAAAUAAUCUGUUUAAGUAUCAUUUUUUGCGAGAUCUUCAGUGUAUUUGUGCGUAAGCCCUUUGUCCUGCAUAACGAUCGGU
Messenger RNA from Talaromyces proteolyticus, 3190 nucleotides. RefSeq names its product cutinase transcription factor 1 alpha. The transcript is spliced from 9 exons. Gene Ontology annotation, biological process: DNA-templated transcription; regulation of DNA-templated transcription. The record is from RefSeq and is a predicted model, not a curated record. Bases 12 to 2810 code for a protein of 932 amino acids. Lineage: Eukaryota; Fungi; Ascomycota; Eurotiomycetes; Eurotiales; Trichocomaceae. Gene Ontology annotation, molecular function: zinc ion binding; DNA binding; DNA-binding transcription factor activity, RNA polymerase II-specific.